GCGAAACAACAACAACAACAACAGAAGACGCAAGACUGCAAAUAUAAAAGCUCGCAAAACAGAUAAAAGGAGAGCGGAAAAUGAAAAACAAAAUUUCUAUUAAAAGCAAAGACAAGAACCAAGAAAAAUGUACAAAUGUUCUAGGCUAUCUCGUAAUCACCAUCCAUUCAUAUAACAUGUGUGAAACCCCCGCAUUACUUAGGCCCGAGUCAAAUUUAAGUAUAAAUAUAAAUACACAUCCACACAUCCACACACCCACACACCCAUCACCUCGCCUGGCCCGAACCAAGAAAGAGAAGAAAAGAAGAAGGGAAGAAGAAAAAUCCAAAUCAAAGCAAUCUCCAAUCCCAGACGAUCCAAAUUCCUCCCUCUCCCCUCUCCAUGAAAUCCUCCAGAAAGAACAAGAAGAAGAAGAAGAAGAAGAAGAAGAAGAAGAAGAAAGCAUAAAUACAAUACAAUGCAAGGAACAAACGCAGAUAUGUAAGGAUCACCAGUGGAUCAGGGAUACUCUUCAUCUCAGAUUCUCGGAUUCUCAGCCCUUUGGUAGAAAAUAGGUAAUGGGUAUAUACCAUGCAUGCAUGUGAAGAUCUACGACCUAGUCGUAAAGAGGAUAUGAGAUAUGGGAUAUGUAGCUCGAAUUGCAUCAUAUCAUAUCGAUCCUCUAUCGAACUCAUAGGAACAAAAAACAGCCCAGCAGACAGACAGACAGACAGACAGACAGACAGAACAGAUCGAUACUUCUCAAUCAACAAACUCG
Messenger RNA from Botrytis cinerea B05.10, 757 nucleotides. RefSeq lists its product as hypothetical. The transcript is spliced from 2 exons. The record is from RefSeq and is a predicted model, not a curated record. Bases 81 to 554 code for a protein of 157 amino acids. Lineage: Eukaryota; Fungi; Ascomycota; Leotiomycetes; Helotiales; Sclerotiniaceae.